This is a messenger RNA of Gadus morhua (Atlantic cod), 1498 nucleotides long. RefSeq names its product E3 ubiquitin-protein ligase TRIM39-like. The transcript has a single exon. NCBI's taxonomy places the organism in Eukaryota, Metazoa, Chordata, Actinopteri, Gadiformes, Gadidae. The record is from RefSeq and is a predicted model, not a curated record. Bases 164 to 1156 code for a protein of 330 amino acids. Gene Ontology annotation, molecular function: protein binding.
GAAACACGAACGACUUCUGGAGCUCUUCUGCCAGACUGAACAGGUGUGUGUGUGUCAGUUCUGCACAGAGACAGACCACAGGUCCCAUCCUGUUGUACCUCUAAAGGAGGAAUAUCAAGUGAAGACGUCCCAGCUGGAGAAGAUAGAGGCGGAAGUUCAGCAGAUGAUCCAGGAGAGAAAAAUAAAGCUCAAGGAGAUCAAAGACACAGUAGAAAUGAGCAAGAAAGACGCAGACAUCACUGCUCUGAUGCGCUGCAUUGAAAAGUGGCAGGAUGAUCUCAAGCAAAUGGUGAAAGAGAGACUGAAAUCCACAGUGAAACAAGCUGAAGACCUCAUCAAAGAGCUGGAGAAGGAAAUAGAAGAUCUGACCAAUAGAAGCUCAGAGCUGAAGCAGCUCUCACACACUAAAGACCACCUCCACUUCCUCCAGACCUUCAGAUCCCUGAAGAAUCCUCCACCCACCAGGGACUGGACGACGGUGGAGGUCUGUCCUCCGUCAUACGGAGGGACCAUGAGGAGAUCCCUGGAUCAGCUGGAGGAGAUACUUAACAUGGAGAUCAAGAAGCUGUGUGAGGAUGCUGAACUGAAGAGGGUCCAGCAGUAUGAAGUAGAUGUGACUCUGGAUCCUGAUACAGCUCAACCCCGUCUCAUCCUGUCUGAGGAUGGCAAACAAGUACAUGAUGGAUGUGUAGAGAGGAAACUCCUGGACAACCCUAAGAGAUUUACGAAGCAACUAUGUGUUCUAACGAGGCAGAGCUUCUCCUCAGGGAGAUUUUACUUUGAGGUCCAGGUUAAAGACAAGACUGGAUGGGGUUUAGGAGUGGCCAGAGAGUCCAUCAACAGAAACAGUUUCAUUAUAGUGACCCCUGAGACGGGUUACUGGACUGUUUACUACGAAGAGGAUGGGUUGUUAUUUAGUGAUGACCCUGAUGUCCGUCUCCCUCUGAGUGCUGAGCUCCAGAAGGUAGGGGUGUUUGUUGAUUAUGAUGAGGGUCUGGUCUCCUUCUAUGAUGUGGAAGCCAGGGUUCAUAUCUACUCUGCUACUGGCUGCACCUUUAGUGAGCCUCUCUAUCCAAUCCUCUGUCCAAGUCUCUAUGAUUAUAAAGGUAAUAACUCUGCCCCCCUGAUCAUCUCACCUGUCAAUCAAACAGACUAGGACCUUUGUUUGAUAAUAAAAUAAUCAAACAACCUAAACAACUGAUGUUGUUUUCUGAAUUAGAAUCUCUACUAUGUGAGAUCUGAGAGAACUAUAUUCAUAUUGUAGUUUUCACUCUAAUUUAAAAGAUCAAUAAAUUAAUCCACUAACACUCUGUAAUCUAAAAAAUAUAACCCAUUAUAAUUGAUAAGACUAUGAAUGCUUUUUAUAUUUUUAAUGUAAGAAAGAAAGUAUGUCGAUAACGUGAAAUUUUUAUUUUGAUAACAUUCUCAAUUUUUUUUUUUAUAUUCUUUUAUUAUUUUGAAUGAUGUUUGACAACACAAAACAAUGUUUGUAAAAUGU